AUGGGCACCGCAAGGGAUGCGCUCGCCCCGGGCCGGCGGCACGAUCCGCUCCGGCUCCUGGAGCCGCUCCCCCAGACCGCGCAGAGCCGCCCCCCGCCCCAGCUCCCGGGGCAGCUCCCGCCGCAGAGCGGGGCCGGGCCGGGCCGGGCCAAACCGGGGGCAGCGGCCCCUGCGGGGGGGGUCUGUCCGUCCGUCCGUCCGUCCGCCCCCGCCCCCGCCCCGCUGUCCCCCCGCCCGAAUCGCGGGUCCCGGCCCCGUUACCUGCCGGAGGGCGGCCCGUGGGGCGGGGGCCCGGAGCCGCCCCCGGGGAGCCGGGGUAGCCCCGCAUCGCGGCGGGCGGGCCGCGGCCGGCACGAACCGGUUGUAACUCGGGCGGGGGAGGAGCUGCCGGGGGCCGGGGCCGCCUCCGCCCGCAGCCCCGGCGCGGGGGGACCGCCCCGACCCCCGCCCCUCCGGGCAGGCGGGGCCGCUCGGCUCGGGCUCGGGCUCGGGCUCACCUCCGCCGCCCAACGCUGCCCUGCCCCGCUCCACCCCCUGUCCCGCGGGCACAGGCGGGCCGAGGGUCGCCCCCAGCCCGGGGCCGUGCGGGAGCCGCCCCCGAGCCCCGGGAGCGGCGCUCACCGCGGGGUCCCUGCCCGCCGGGUGCCCGUCCGCAGCGCUGCCCCCAUUGUCAGCAGCCCGGGGCACGGGGACCCCCAGCGCCACCCCCGCUCCUCGCCCCAAGGCAGCCGCAGGCCGCGCUCCCCCGGCACCGUGCGGGUCCCCGGGGCGGCGGAGCGGCCGCAGCACGGGCACGGGCGCUGGCUCCCGCACCAGCCGUGCCAAAACCCGCAAAGUUGCGCUGCAGACAGCGAUGCAGGCAGCGCACAUGCGGCACUGCUACCCCAGCCUGUCCGCUCCGGGGAGAGACAACUCACUCGUGUGUCAGCGCACCCACUGCCUUCAGGGGCCGCCUCAUGGGAGCCCCGGGCCGGGUCCGUGUGCGUGGCACGUCCAGCGCUGUCACACGGGCGGCAGGGCGGCCGGCAAGUUCAGCACCUGCGAUGCUCACCCUCCAGGCUGCAAAGGCUGCCGCAGAAGCUGCUGAACACCCAGCGAGUAUCAGCCCCCACCUCGGGCGUGCUCAGGGUGACAGCUCUGCUGCUGCCUCUACCCAAUUAG
This is a messenger RNA of Melospiza melodia melodia, 1161 nucleotides long. Its product is annotated as basic proline-rich protein-like. The coding region runs from base 1 to 1161 and encodes 386 amino acids. The transcript has a single exon. NCBI's taxonomy places the organism in Eukaryota, Metazoa, Chordata, Aves, Passeriformes, Passerellidae. The record is from RefSeq and is a predicted model, not a curated record.